UGGAUUGAAGCACAAAAAGCUGGUACGAAGAUAUAAGAGCUCAGUGCAUCAACUACAGUCUUCAUCUCAAACAUUUUCUCUAUGUCUCAAUCCAGUCUCUCAAACUCGACUAACGCUCCCAUUGUGCCUAUUGCGAGUGCAGGGACCAAUGUUUCUGGUGAUAAGCCAGCAAGGGUCAUGACUAUCCAGUCUUGGGCCAAGCGCGUAAUGAACAUUGUUCUUAUCGGCGAAACCGGUGUCGGAAAGACUGCCAUGUUGAACCUUCUCGCGAACGUAUGUGCCGGAGUCCCAAUGGAAGAAUUCGAGGAGAAGAACGAGCUUAAUAACGAGGAAGGUGGAAGCACAGCUGGUAGCCAAACCAAUAAGCCGCGCUUCUACAGUAUCACCAGUGCGAAUGGGCACAAGGUCAACAUACUCGAUACACCUGGUCUCGCUGAUACCCGCGGUAUAGACAAGGACAAGGAGCAUCAGGCAGCCAUUGCUGAAGCUAUCAAGACAAAUUUCGAUGUUAUCGACGCAGUCAUCAUUCUCGCUAACGGUACACUGCCCAGAUUAGGUGCUGCGACCGAAUAUACGCUUACCACAAUUUCCGGCAUGUUUCCCAAUUCCAUCGUCGACAAUAUCGCCUUCGUGCUUACCAUGGUAUCUAACCCUUCAUCAAAUAACUUCACGAGGACCUCGCUACCAAAGCAAUUGCAGAACUCUCGCAUAUGGCCAGUUGACAAUCCCUUUGCACAGUGGUUAAAGUAUCAAAAAGAGCUCCUGAAGGAUCCGCCUAUUAGUGAAGAUGAUUUGCAAGAAAUGUUGGGAAGUGCUCGUCGUGGAUACAACAAGACAUUGAAGAUGCUCUCGGAGCUAUUCCAAUACCUAGACAAGUGCAGGGUCCAACCGACUCACAGCAUCUUCGACCUCUACAUCAUGUCGACAGAUAUCGAGGUCCGCAUUUCCAACGUGAUUGCAGGUAUGACUCAGACGGAGGAUAAACGCAUGAAAUUGAAGAAGCUACAAGAAGAUUAUCAGACCCUAGGCCAUACGAUGACGAGAGAGAAAUAUGAGAGGAUCAUACAAUCCCCUGUCUACGAACACGAAGACACUGGUUCCGUGCACAAUACCCUCUGCGUCGCCGGAAACUGUUACAAGAAUUGCCAUACUAAGUGCACCGUUGGAUUUACUAUGGAUCGGGAGACUCUUGCUAGGAUGUGCGCUUCUUUCGAGGAGACACCUGGUGUUGCGCUGCUAAAGCGUCGCUGUAAAGACUGCGGCCAUCUAGCUGAAGACCAUCAGCACUAUCGAUCGCAAUGGGUGAAGAAGAUCAAGACAGAUACAGUCAUUGACCGGGAGGUCCUGCGGCGUUACGAAGCGGCGAAAAGCGAGUCUGACCAGGUUACGAUUCUAAUGGCAGGAUCCCAGAAGGAAAUCAAGCAGCUUGAGGAGAAUAUUGUUGGGUUCGAGAAGGAACUUACAGAUCUUUGUGAAAAGUAUAACAAACUUUCGCUUUCUGGGAGUUUCAUUGGAUAUAUAUCCUCUGCAAUCAGUUUAUUGAGCAUUCGCCAGGUGACCCUGGUGAAGGAUGGUAGCGAUCCUGAGGCCAUAGACAGGAUGGCCAAACGGAUCGAGCGCUUGGAGAAAAAGCGGAAGGUGCUCGAGGAGGCUGAGAAGCAGAGGGGAAGGAAAAAGUAGCAACACUCGUGUUCCAUAUAAUAAUAAUAGAACCUCAGCAAUCCAAGUAUAAACGGAUAGUCCGAUAACUGGAAGGGCAAUCCUUUUCGUGACUUGAUUCCGCUGAGUGGCGGGCAACCCGGUGAAGAAAGAGGGAGCUGUUGGGUUUCUUCCACACCAGACUGAUUUAUGCAGCUUCUCUCUAGUGAGAUUCCGCGCAAUGAGUGUCAUGAUAAGCAUAUGUUGCAAGCGACACAGUUGAAAACAAACGUCCCAGUUAGAGGAAAAAACUCGUCUCUGAACACCAUCAUGAUCAUCUUGAGCACUAUUAGCAGGCGAUCCCGUUAAACUCCGGCAAGGUGACCAUAAAAAAGCGGUUUGUCGGACAUGAUUUUAAC
Messenger RNA from Lentinula edodes (shiitake mushroom), 2057 nucleotides. RefSeq lists its product as uncharacterized. Lineage: Eukaryota; Fungi; Basidiomycota; Agaricomycetes; Agaricales; Omphalotaceae. The record is from RefSeq and is a predicted model, not a curated record. Gene Ontology annotation, molecular function: GTP binding. The coding region runs from base 82 to 1680 and encodes 532 amino acids. The transcript has 4 exons.